AUGGAAGGUGUCAAUUCAAGAAGUUAUUUUGAUUAUCAAGAAAGAAAUUUGUUAUUAGGCAAUGGUUAUGUGAUUUUAUGGAUGAAUCUGGUAAGUAGAGCUGGAGCGACAAGGGUGGUUGGAUCGUGAUGGAAAGGAAUCGACGACAGAUUCAAAUUUUGGUUUGAGAUGGAUUGGAACCGACAAUAGGAUGAACAUCGCAACUGUGGAAAAUUUAUAAGGUUCGUUUAACCCUAUCCGAAAAUGUGAAUGUAUAACUCUCAUUUUCAGGCAGUUUUUUAUGUCAUGUCAUCUACGACUUUUUCUGCCGCAUCUCUCAAUUCUCGCAAUUCAACGUCAUUAUAACACCAACAAAAUCUUCAUAUAA
Messenger RNA from Caenorhabditis angaria, 367 nucleotides. Lineage: Eukaryota; Metazoa; Nematoda; Chromadorea; Rhabditida; Rhabditidae. The record is from the annotation of a GenBank genome assembly.